AUGAAUAGCGACGUGAGCAGUGACUUGGAAAUAAGCAACUUGACGGCAGUGACCAGUGACACUGGGAGUGACCAGGACAACAACUUUAAUGACGACUUGAAUAGCGACUUGAGCCGGAGCUCCGCUGACUGGAGUCAAGUUGGCAUUUCUUCGGAGGAGGAUGAAGAUAGCGGCAGUGAUUUCAAUGACGACAGUGACGUGAGUGGAUGUCCGUCGUGUGGUAAUGACGGAGAGAUGUCUUCGGACGAAAGUGACGACGAGGACUUUGAGCUGAUUAUAGAUCAUCGCGACGAAAUGGAAAAUGACGACAUGGCCGACGAUCCAGCCGAGGAUUUGCAGCUGUUCGUGAUCUAG
Molecule: messenger RNA, 354 nt
Organism: Daphnia pulicaria
Lineage: Eukaryota; Metazoa; Arthropoda; Branchiopoda; Diplostraca; Daphniidae
Product: secreted acidic protein 2-like
Exons: 1
Coding region: 1-354 (117 amino acids)
Source: RefSeq, a predicted model, not a curated record